Messenger RNA from Clonostachys solani, 1533 nucleotides. NCBI's taxonomy places the organism in Eukaryota, Fungi, Ascomycota, Sordariomycetes, Hypocreales, Bionectriaceae. The record is from the annotation of a GenBank genome assembly.
AUGGACAACGGCAUCGACUACGAGGCCCUGGGCGUGGACCGCCGCCAGAUCCGCCUCGUCCGCCUGCCCCCCGCGCCGGCAGCCGACUCCCCCCUCGACUGCGCGCUGGAGACCUUCACCCGGACGACCUGCCCGGAGUACGCCGCCCUCUCCUACACCUGGGGCUCCGAGGCGAGCACCGUCCCCCUCAGGGUCAACGACAAGGCGUGCCGGAUGCUGCACGACGACGAGGAGCACCUCAAGGGGAUGAAGAAGGCGUACGACUCGCUCUGUCGGCGGAGCUACUGGAAGAGGCUGUGGAUCCUCCAGGAAUUCGCCAUCGCCUCGCACGUGUCCGUCAUGUGCGGCUCGGCCAUGCUCCCGUACGACCUCCUGCUGGCCGUCCAGCAGUCGGCCGGCAGGGUGAGGGAGGAGAUCGAGAAGCGCCAGACGCCGGGGAGGGACCUCCUGCUGGAGAGGCUGUACACCAACUACGACUCCCCCUCGCGGAGUUUCCUCGACAGCGUCGUCACGCGCCGGGCGAGGUUCCGGGCCGAGGACUACGAGGGCGAUCUGUUCUUCCAGGUCCUCACGACCUGUUUGGUGCUGGAGAGGGACUACAACAUCCCGCAGACGUCGGACCCCCGGGACCGCGUGUUCUCGCUGCUGUAUCUCGCCGCCGACGUUGAUGAGAUAAAGGGGAUUGUGGACUACUCCAAGACGUGCGCGGAGGUGUACCAUGACACGGCGCUGGCGCUGCUCAAGCAGGGCAACGUGGAUGUUCUAUCAUACAGCCAGUUCCCGAAGGAGAUCGAGGGUCUGCCGACAUGGGCGCCGGACUGGUGCAUGCCUGUACGCAACCCGUGCAACCAGGGGCCAUGGUACAGCAAGUUCUCCGCCUCGGGCGACUCGGAUGAGAAACAGCAAGUGCAAGAGGUCAGCCGCGACCGGCUGAGCAUAAAGGGGUUCUCGGUGGACACGGUGAAGAAGUACGGCAAGGUUUGGAACCCGGACUGGGAGAAGCCGCUGGACCGGGAGGCGGCUCUCGCGUUCAUUGAUGACAUCAAGGAGCUGUGUGAGCUGUCGCCGCGGGUACGGGCGAACGAGGAGCUGCUCGAUGCCGUGCGAGUUGCCACAUCGGACGGGGCGCAGUACGGGGAGGAGGACGUGAGCGGCCAACUCAUUGCCAACUACAUUGCGGAGUUCAUCUGGGCAUACGACAGGCUGGUGAAGCUGGUGAACCCGAUUGGAGAAGAUGGGAAGCCGCAGGAGGAUCAAACUCCGAGUGACGACGACUGGCUGGUUCGUGCGAUUCACUACCUCCAUUCUCGCCGCCCCUUCUUGACGAGUACGGGGUUUUUGGGCUUGGGACCAUCACACAUGCAAGAGGGGGAUGAGGUAUGUAUCUUCUACGGGGGCAAGACGCCAUACAUGGUCCGGCCAGAGAAGGACGGGGAAGGAUAUGGCUUGGUGGGCGAGACAUUCCUGUAUGGGGUGAUGCAUGGUGAGGCGCUCAAGGGCGAGGUCAACUCCAAAACGUACAUUCUACAAUAG